Messenger RNA from Thermochaetoides thermophila DSM 1495, 3345 nucleotides. Its product is annotated as transcription initiation factor tfiid-like protein. NCBI's taxonomy places the organism in Eukaryota, Fungi, Ascomycota, Sordariomycetes, Sordariales, Chaetomiaceae. Gene Ontology annotation, cellular component: transcription factor TFIID complex. Bases 1 to 3345 code for a protein of 1114 amino acids. The transcript is spliced from 4 exons. Gene Ontology annotation, molecular function: RNA polymerase II general transcription initiation factor activity; TBP-class protein binding; RNA polymerase II general transcription initiation factor binding. The record is from RefSeq and is a predicted model, not a curated record. Gene Ontology annotation, biological process: transcription by RNA polymerase II; RNA polymerase II preinitiation complex assembly.
AUGGAUGACGACGGCGAGAUCGACUAUUCCACCCUGAACGACGACGACUGGAAGGAGCAAGAGGCUCGCGACGAUGAAAUCAUUAAAAACAUCAAUGAGCACCUCGCAACCAGUGCUGCCUCUGAACUCCUCAGCAGAAUCGAGGCUGGCGAGGCCUUUGACCAAACCGGCAAGGCCGAAGAUGCCAUUGAUUUUGAAGACAUCGAUUUGAGUGAAGAUGAGCUUCCCGACGAAGAGCCUCCGUCGCGCGCGAAGCCUGCUGCCGAAGACACAGCUGAUGCGGCCGACGAGAACCCUCCGGAAGAGGAGGAAGAAGACCUUUUUGGCGACCGCCCCACGUCGCGCGACAGCAACCGCGACAUCGUAGCCUCUCCUCGCUCCAUCUCCGGCGAUGGUGAGGGCGAGGAGAGCGCUGAUGAACACCAAGCGCCUCGUGAGAGCCUGGCCGAGCUCAUGGCUCUCAACUUUAACCUUGACCCGCCCAACUUGGCGUCCAACCAAGACCCUAAUAUCCCCCCCCCUGCGGAGAACCUUCUGGAGGCCGUCAAGCAAGUGUAUCCGGGCUUCGAAGAGAACGCUAUCCUCAGCUGGAACCAACUGCUGCGCCCUAAGCAGGCCGAAUGGAUAUCCAAGAAACCCGCCAAGCCCCCAAAGCCCUUGGUGCCGACGAAGUUGAGUCUGGAGCUUGACGUUGACCAAGAAAAGCUUUUCCGCAUUCCUGGUCCUGCACAAGUCCCCAUCCGCCAAAAGAUCCGGGAUGCCGAGGCGCGCGGACUGAUCUGUCUCGAAGAACCCGAACCCAUCGAGCAAGCCGACCUUGAGGUCUUCAACAUUGAUGAUGACGAAGAUAGCGAAACGGUUGGAGGCUUCACACUCCGCGACAUUGCCCUGGUUUGUGAUGACUGGGAUUCGAUGAUACGCUUGGGUGACAGGCUUCCGUCGCCCCAACCUGCCCCUAUUCCCGAGCCUCGUCUUGACGACAACAUCCUCAUUAAGAAUGAGGUCGAUCCCGAUGACGAGGAUUGGGAUAGAAUGUUCCUCAGCACCAACAGCCGGGUUAUUCCCCAAAAGCGUCGUGCGCCGCCAAAAGGCCUGCCACCAAUCCCACGUUUUACUGCGCCGAACUUUGACAACUUUGAGGAGGCCACUGCCAAGCUUGGCAAGCGCGUUAUCUUGGACAUGAACGAUCCUUACCUGCUUCUUGAAGACGUCGAUUCUGAACGACAAGCCAAGCGUCGCAAGGUUCAACACAAAAUGGUGCGCAUGGCCAAUGGCCGCCUGGGUCGUGAUCUAACACAGCGCUUCAAUUUCUCCAAUGAUGCCGCAUACGAGGCGCUCAAAGAGAAUAGCCAGAGCAAGGUCCGCGCUACUCUGUACUCUAUCAAUAUCGAGCACAGCAUGACGGCACAGCGCCUCACCUAUCCGUUCUAUCGCGUGAAGCUGGCUGCUAGCGACCCCCACAGUUAUCAUCGGCCUCAGUUUCACCCCAAAAAAGAGGCCUUCCUUCCUGUCAGGUUUAAGCCGCCCGCAGUGAAGAGGAAGAAGCUUCUCAAGGGCAAGCGCAUUCCCGAGAUCUUCCAGACAUCCGCCGACCUUUCAAUGAAUGAUAACUCCACGGCCAUUCUCUUCGAGUACUGCGAGGAAAUCCCGAUUGUCCUCUCCAACCAUGGAAUGGGGCAAAAGAUCAUCAAUUAUUACCGCCGUUCAAAGGGCACCGACUCGCGGCCCGAGAAGCGAGAGCUGGGUGAGCCCUAUAUUCUCAUGCCAGAAGACCGCUCACCGUUUGCCAUGGUUGGCCAAGUUCAGCCGGGCGAGACUGUUCCGACCCUUCACAAUCAGAUGUUCCGUGCUCCCAUCUUCAAACACACCCCCAGGAAUACCGAUUUCAUCCUCGGCCGGAGCACAACUGGCAAGAACGGCUCGACCUGGUACAUUCGAAAUAUCGAUCACCUUUUCGUCGUUGGCCAAACCUUACCAUCUAUGGAAGUGCCUGGCCCUCACUCGCGUCGUGUUACCAACAUCGCAAAGAAUCGCCUCAAGAUGGUGUCGUAUCGGCUCUUGCGUCGCAGUGAUAAUGUCACCCUCAGCGAUAUUACGAAGCAUGUUGCCGAUUCAAACGAGUCCCAGAACCGCCAGAAGCUCAAGGAGUUCCUCGUCUUCCAGAAGGAUAAGAGGAACUGGGUUCUUCCGGAGGGAGAAGAGUUGAUGCCUGAGUCUGAGAUUCGCUCGCUCGUCCGCCCUGAGGACGUCUGUCUCCUGGAUGCGAUGCAGGUCGGUGCCCACGAGCUUGAGAAUGGUGGUUACGAGAUCAACGAUGCCAUGUUCAAGGACGAUGAAGCGUUUGACAAUAUUGGAGAUGAUCUUCCAGCGGAUGCCCUUGCUAACAAGAUGGCACCGUGGAGACUCACCAAGGCUUUCAUCGAUGCCAGCCAUGGCAAAGCGAUGAUCGCUGUCCAUGGACCUGGCGAUCCUACAGGCAAGGGGCUCGGCGUCAGUUAUAUCAGGACAUCAAUGAAGGGCGGAUUCUUGGAGCAGCUUCACGGCCCACUCGCCACCUCAGCCGACGCUAUUGAGCGUCAGCGCAAAGCCAACGGCGGCCACAUGUACAACGUGAAGAACCAGGACACGUUGUAUACCGAAUCUCUUCGGGACAUCUGGGAGCGACAACGUAAGAGCUUGGAAGACACAACUGAGCACGACGACAAUGAUGUCCUGGCUCAAGAGGACGAAGACGACCGAUUCAACGUGCAGAGCCAAGUGCCUGCCCAGUCCACGAAUCUUCCCGACGGUGUUAGCCAAGUCAGCCAGAGCCAAGCGAGUACCCAGAACCGGAAGAAAUUGAAGAUCAUUCGCGAGAUCAAGGACGAGAAUGGCCAGACGAGGAUAGUUACCGAGAUUGUUCACGACCCCGUUGUAAUCGCUCAAUACUUGAAGAGGCGCCGUCAAAUGGAAUUCGAGAACAUUGAUGUCUACAACGCCAAACUGACCGGUGAUCCCGAGAAGGAUGAGCUAAUUCUUGAAAAGGCCCGCAUCGAACAGGAGCGUCUUGAAAAGAACAAGGAACGGCGUAAGAAGCGAGAGAAGCAAAAGAAGCUCCAACAAAAGAUGCGCGAAGGAGGCGAUAUCUCUAUCCUCGACGAGGACUCUCCAGAACCCUCCACCGAAAAGGUUACCGGCACCACGAGGAAGUGCGCUAACUGCGGCCAAGUCGGCCAUAUUAAGACAAACAAAAAGCUCUGCCCACUUCUUAACGGCUCACGUCCCCAGAACCAGAACCCGGAUGACGCUGCUAGUUUGGGGUCGACCAAUGCUCCUGUUGCCGCCAGCUUUAUCAGCCUUAGUUAG